Messenger RNA from Vitis riparia (riverbank grape), 978 nucleotides. RefSeq lists its product as uncharacterized. The transcript has a single exon. The record is from RefSeq and is a predicted model, not a curated record. The coding region runs from base 1 to 978 and encodes 325 amino acids. NCBI's taxonomy places the organism in Eukaryota, Viridiplantae, Streptophyta, Magnoliopsida, Vitales, Vitaceae.
AUGAAACUACAUCUUGCUGGAGUGAAAGGAGAUAUUGGUCCAUGUAAAUCGGUUCCACCUAAUGUCAGAUUUCGCAUGGAAAAUUCUUUGCAAGAGUUUGUGAAUGCUAAGAAAGCAACCAAAGAAGCAGAUAAAUAUAGAAAUCCUUAUGGUCCUAAUGUGUCACAAUUUGAAGGGGAUAUGGCAGAAGGUGAAGAAGAGGUUCAAGAAAUGCAAAGUCCUAUGGCAGCUAGUAGUGGAAAAAGGAAAAAAUCAACAGUGGGUAAGUAUUUUGCACCAAGAAAUACUGAAGGAGCUCAACUUUCCAUGAGGAGUGUGCUAGUUGGGAAAGAAGCUACUUGGAAAGCGGAUAUGGAGGUUGGGAGAUUCUUUUAUGAUGCAUGCAUUCCUACUAAUACUGUGAAUUCCUUCUACUUCAAGCCAAUGUUAGAUGUUAUAUCUGCAAUUGGUCCUGGAUAUAAGGGUCCAAAUUACUAUCAGUUGCAGAUUAAUCUUUUAAAGGAUGCCAAGAAGGAAGUUCAGUUACUUGUGGACUCUUAUCGUGCAAUUUGGGCAAAAGUUGGGUGUACAAUAAUGGGUGAUGGUUGGACAGAUAAUAAACAAAGAACAUUCAUCAACUUCCUUGUGUAUUGUCCUGAAGGAAUAUCGUUUGUGAAAUUUGUUGAUGCUUCGGACAUUGUCAAGGAUGCAACUAAUUUGUUUCAGUUAUUUGAUGAGGUGAUUGAAUGGGUGGGUCCACUCAAUGUAGUUCAUGUAGUGACUGAUAAUGCAGCAAAUUAUGUGGCCGCGGGGAGAUUGAUUUCUCAAAGGCAUAAACACAUUAAUUGGUCACCUUGUGUAGCUCAUUGUCUUAAUUUGAUCUUGAAGGAUAUUGGUAAGAUAGACCAUGUUGCUGAACUUGUAAGACGUGCAUCAAAGGUGACAAUUUUUGUGUAUAAUUAUGUUGCUUUGUUAAGUUGGUUGAGAAAAAGGGAAUGA